Messenger RNA from Didymodactylos carnosus, 258 nucleotides. The record is from the annotation of a GenBank genome assembly. NCBI's taxonomy places the organism in Eukaryota, Metazoa, Rotifera, Eurotatoria, Philodinida, Philodinidae.
AUGAUAUCGUACCAUAGUGCACAAACAGAAUGGAAUGCCAUUAAAAAAGAUGAUGAUGUUGUUCAAGAAAAAAUUGAAGAAUAUUUAGAAAUAUAUAAUCGUUCGGGUGCAGCUGGUCUUGCUCUCGAAGAAGCGGCACCAAAACGAAAAAAAACAACAAAAACCACAACAAAAUCGAAAAAGAAACGAAAACAUUCGUCAUCCUCUGAUAAUGAUGAUGAAGCCGUUACAGCAAAAGAAAUAGUAACAACAACAUGA